AUGUCCAAUAUAUUGCGCGCGAUGUCCGAUGGUACACCAUACAAUAUCAUAGUUAAGAAUCCAGUUCAAUCUGAAGAGCCUUCUGACGAACCUGGAGAAAUUUCUGAGGAGCCGCCGGUCGCCGAGCAUUACCCGAGCACCGUUCGAUUCGAAGAGGAACUUAAAACAAACAUGAGCAUGAUGUAG
Molecule: messenger RNA, 186 nt
Organism: Ostreococcus lucimarinus CCE9901
Lineage: Eukaryota; Viridiplantae; Chlorophyta; Mamiellophyceae; Mamiellales; Bathycoccaceae
Exons: 1
Coding region: 1-186 (61 amino acids)
Source: RefSeq, a predicted model, not a curated record